AUGAAGCUCCACAUCCUCACCAUCGCAGUGCUCGCGACACUGGCUUCGACACACGUCCUCCCUCCCAACUCCAGUCCCCUCACGAACCUCAACUACUACUCUGCCAACCUCAAAGACACACCCAUAGACCAUGUCGCCGCUACAUUUGAUCCCUCCACCGUCCACACCACCGCCGACCCCCCACCCCCCAACGCCAAAUUCGACAAAGCAGUCUCCACGGGCCAAACCCUCGACUCCGCCAUGAAAUCCAAAGACAACAUCGCGCGAUGGCUCUUCAAAGACUUCCCGCAGUACGCCGAAACAUGCCAGUCCCCGUUCACCGGCGACGGGCGUGCCGACCUCGCGAAAUGGGGUUUCGAUGACAGUGACGCACUCAGCGAGAAGAUAAAGAAUGAGUGCGACUUUGAUGCGUAUCAUAAGAUCAAGGCGGCGUUUGACGAGAUCGGGCUGAAUACCAAGGCGGCGAAGGAUGGGGGGCCGAAUCGGUGUUUUAAGGUUAAUCAUCGGGAUGGGCCGGCGAUUAAGAGGGAUGAGAAGGGGGAGUUGCCGAAUGAGGCGAAGCAGUAUUAUGAUGCCACAGGCGCAUCCUACGAGUUCGCCGCCAACCCCUCCGGCCUCCUCGCCCUCAUGAACAUCAUGUCCAUGACCUACUCCGCAAAAACCUACACCUGGUUCCGCACGCCCCUGCCCUCUGAACUCCCGGACAUAGGCACAACACAGGACAUUGCUUGGGCCAUGUGGAACCGCGUCGGCGCGCCUAGUCUGGCUGGGCUCAAGUACCUGCUUGUGACGCAGGGGAUGAAUGCGGGGAGUAGAGAGAUAUUUCGGCAUGCGUUGGGGUUGCUGGAGCCGCCGGAGAGCUCACCAGUAGGUCGAUGGGCGGGGUAUUUGCUGCUUCAGCAUAAGGAACAGCUUGGCGGAAACAGGUACAUCGAGAAGGUGAGGCUGUUCAAACCACCCGGGGCGAGUCUGCCGUAUCUUCUCUUCUACGUGGCGAAGGAUCCGUGGGUCGGAGAAGUCAAGCCGGUGGCUGCGCACAUGGUGGAUGGGAUGAACGGGACAGAUGUCACACGAGACGCGACUUCGAGGGUGGUGGAUGAGAAGAACCUCAUCAGACAGCAUGUUGUCGUUGUCCGAACCUAG
Messenger RNA from Alternaria incomplexa, 1143 nucleotides. RefSeq lists its product as uncharacterized. The record is from RefSeq and is a predicted model, not a curated record. NCBI's taxonomy places the organism in Eukaryota, Fungi, Ascomycota, Dothideomycetes, Pleosporales, Pleosporaceae. The coding region runs from base 1 to 1143 and encodes 380 amino acids. The transcript is spliced from 3 exons.